AUGUCCUGGGACUUCCACGUCAAUGCCCCUGAAUCCGUCCAUGCGUUGAUGUUCCUCUUCGGUGACUGCGGCACCCCUACCUCUCUCCGCAACAUCAACGGUUACAAUGACCACACGUACAAAUUCACAAAGAAAGAUGGAUCCUUCCACUACGUCAAGAUCCAUAUCCGCGCCGACGGAGGCGUAAAGAACCUCACCAACGAAGAAGCCAUCAAACUUGCCGGCGCCAUCAACUACAUCUUCGAAAUCGCACAAGCCGCAUUUUCCCCCGACAUCAUGGUCUCCGGCAUCGAACCUAGCGCCGAACCCACACUUCAAGGUCGUAUGUUUGCCUAUCUCGGCGCGGCCCGCUAA
Messenger RNA from Rhinocladiella mackenziei CBS 650.93, 354 nucleotides. RefSeq lists its product as uncharacterized. The coding region runs from base 1 to 354 and encodes 117 amino acids. Gene Ontology annotation, biological process: hydrogen peroxide catabolic process; response to hydrogen peroxide. Gene Ontology annotation, molecular function: heme binding; catalase activity. Gene Ontology annotation, cellular component: mitochondrion; cytoplasm; peroxisome. The record is from RefSeq and is a predicted model, not a curated record. The transcript has a single exon. NCBI's taxonomy places the organism in Eukaryota, Fungi, Ascomycota, Eurotiomycetes, Chaetothyriales, Herpotrichiellaceae.